UUCAACUUUUAUAUCUAAGGAUUGAAAAUUUAAAACAAGAUUUCACGUAAAUAUUUAAUUCUGUUACCAAAUGUUCGAACGCGGAACGAGUUCGCCGCCAAAAUCAUGGACGCUCCAAGUCGCGCGAGAUGUCGAAGCUCCGCGCGACGCGUUCCCCCUCCGUAGUUACCGCGCCAUCGAAAACGGCCGGCGAGCUGGCCAUCGGCUGUCGCGAACUUUGUGUCUCUUGUCUUCUUCCAUUUUCCAACGGCUGAACGUAGCGCGAAGUCCGCGCUAUCGUUCCCGUGUGUGGUGUGUCGUAAAAACCUCGUGUUCGCAUGAGGUGUCCGUGAGCCCGAGCUGCGAUCAACGGCCACUGUCGGUAUACCUAGCUAGUAUCUAUUACUGAAGUACGUUUUUGCGUUGUAAUCGUUGUCGCGAUACGUACCUAUUUACAUCGAGUAAAAUAAAUAAAAUUCGCGUGUGACCACGCCUGUUUGUCCGUCGGGUCCGUUGUGAUCGACGUCCGACGCCGAGUUGACAUCGAGCGUCCGUUCUCGUGUAUUUACCCCGUGAGCGUGUCCCGUUUUACCCUCCGCGUGUCGCGAGUGUUUGCCACGGAAGUACGUAAAUAUUAUACUAAUUUCGCGUUCCCUCUACUCGCGUGGAACCACGGGCCAUCAUCGUCGAAUGACGAGCUGAAGAUUUGUCCGCCGUCGCCGUUCUGGCGAGAGACCGAUAUUGGUCGCCACUAAGGAUCGACGCAGUCGCCGAAUAUUUAUAUAAUUUGAACUUUAGACUAAUUGUCCAAAAAAAUGGUAUCUUAGACAUAUAUGGUUUUGAAAUGCUUAAACUAAACAGCUUUGAACAAUUUUGUAUCAAUUACGCCAAUGAAAAACUUCAACAGCAAUUUAAUUUACAUGUAUUCAAACUUGAAAAAGAAGAAUACCAAAACGAAGGAAUUUAAUGGAAGUUGAUUGAUUUUUAUGAUAACCAAUCUGUAAUAAAUCUGAUUGAAUCUACGUUAGGUAUACUUAUCUUCUUGAUGAAGAAUGUCGAAUGCCUGAAGGAUCAGAUGCAUCUUGGACUCAAAAACUAUGUACCAAUUUAGGUGGAAUGGAUUUUACAAUUAAACAUUUUGCUGGUGAUGUCAAAUAUUCUUCAGACGGAUUUUUGGACAAAAAUAAAGACAGUUUUUGAAGAUCAAGUUAAUGUAUUAAGAAAUGGGAAAAAUGCUUAGUCACGUAAAAUGUUUUUGGUAGAAAGUUCAAUAGGUUCACCUACACAUUCCAAACAAAAUAAGGAAACGGUUGGUUCACAGUUUAGAAAUUCACUUAAUGCCCUCAUGACAACACUUAAUGAUACUACCCCACAUUAUAUAAGGUGUGUUAAACCAAAUGAUAGCAAGUUACCAUUUGUGUUCGACAUUCAACGAGCUGUUGAUCAAUUGCGAGCUUGUUGUGUGUUAGAAACAAUCCGCAUUAGUGCUGCUGGCUUUCCUUCUAGAUGGACCUAUGUAGAUUUCUUCUUAAGAUAUCGCAUAUUAUUGAAAUCAAAGAAAAUUAAUAGAAAUGAUCCUAAAUUAACUUGUCAGCAAAUUGUUGAAGAACAUAUUGGAACUAAAGACAACUAUAAGUUUAGUAACACAAAAAUAUUCUUCAGAGCUAGUCAAGUUGCAUACUUAGAAAGAAAACGGGCUGAUAUACGUAAAGAUUGCAGCAUACUUAUUCAAAAAACUUGGCUAAAUACAUAUGCCAAAAAAACAUACUUACAAAUUCAAACAAGUGUAUUAAUAAUUCAGCAAUGUGGGAAAGCUUACCUAGCCAGACGGUACAGAUCAGCAGACAAGCAAAACAAUGCUAUUUGUAAUUAUUUUAGCAGUAGCGGCAGCAACUAUUAAAAUCUACCCCCUGCAAGUUCAAAUGUACCCCGUGGUUCCGGCAAGGGACCGAUAUUGGUCGGCACCAAGAAUCGACGCAGAAGCCGUAAUCAG
Acyrthosiphon pisum (pea aphid) is the source of this 1972-nucleotide messenger RNA. Its product is annotated as unconventional myosin-Va-like. Gene Ontology annotation, biological process: actin filament organization. The coding region runs from base 1229 to 1879 and encodes 216 amino acids. Gene Ontology annotation, cellular component: myosin complex; membrane; actin cytoskeleton. NCBI's taxonomy places the organism in Eukaryota, Metazoa, Arthropoda, Insecta, Hemiptera, Aphididae. The transcript has 9 exons. The record is from RefSeq and is a predicted model, not a curated record. Gene Ontology annotation, molecular function: microfilament motor activity; actin filament binding; ATP binding.